This is a messenger RNA of Trematosphaeria pertusa, 702 nucleotides long. Its product is annotated as DOC family protein. Gene Ontology annotation, molecular function: kinase activity. NCBI's taxonomy places the organism in Eukaryota, Fungi, Ascomycota, Dothideomycetes, Pleosporales, Trematosphaeriaceae. The transcript has a single exon. The record is from RefSeq and is a predicted model, not a curated record. Bases 123 to 575 code for a protein of 150 amino acids.
UGGCGGGAGAAUAUCGCAAGGCAACGCCUUCCGAAGCCGAUGUACCUGAUGCUCCCGAGCCUGACCCAACUCUAAAUCUUGCUGCCGCGCUCGGUCGCUCGGUCGCUCGGUCCUCCAAAACAAUGGCUUCGAAGACCUACCGCUUCCUUAGCGCAAACCAGGUCCAACGACUCUAUACAACGUACAUAGCCAACACCUCUCCGUCGCAACCGGCACUGUUAGAGUCAGCAAUCACAUCGCCGAUGAACAUCAAACACUAUGGUGGCCAACAAGAUCUUUUUGUACUGGCAGGGGAACUGGCCACGAAGAUCAUGAAAAAUCAUGCGUUUCCGGACGGCAACAAAAGGAUAGCUCUUGUCGCGGCUGAUAGGUUCUUAAAAAUGAAUGGAUACCGGCUCCAGCGACUCCCACUUCACGAGCAGAACAACAUAGCACUUGAAGAUGCUCAUGUUAAGGUUGUGGAAAACAAGAUGUCGGCAGAAGAAUUAGGCAAAUUCUAUGCCUCGAUCGCAACUGCGAUUGAGGAGUGGACUCCGGACAUUAUAGCUUAUCGAAAUGAAGCUAUUGAGUGCUGAGAAGCGAGAAGCGAUUGAGGAGUGGACUCCGGACAUUAUGGAUUAUCGAAAUGAAGCUAUUGAGUACUGAGAAGCGAUUGAGGAGUGGAUUCCGGACAUUAUGGCUUAUCGAAAUGAAGGUACUGAG